Messenger RNA from Electrophorus electricus (electric eel), 816 nucleotides. RefSeq lists its product as uncharacterized. Lineage: Eukaryota; Metazoa; Chordata; Actinopteri; Gymnotiformes; Gymnotidae. The record is from RefSeq and is a predicted model, not a curated record. Gene Ontology annotation, cellular component: membrane.
UUGGACAUUUUUAUUCGCUGUGGUCCUUCAAUUCUCAGUUUUCUUCAUCUGCGCGGUCGGAAUUAGGUCCCUAAUUACUGAGACAAAAUAUAUUAUUGCCAUCAAGAUGAUGCCUGUUCCCCAGUCAGAAUCUGCGGGGAUUGGCCCUGCCACACUGCAUCGUCCAUUCAGGUUUUAUGAUCCUGAGGUCAUAGCGGUUUUAACAAUAUUACUUGGACUGUUCCAAUUGCUUCUGGGAAUUCCAACUUACUACAUGAGCAUCAACAUACAUGUUCUAUAUAUGUGCCCGGUCUUCGUUGGAUCAGUGUAUGUGACUGCAGGAUCAUUUGCAAUGGCAUGUGAAAGGUCUCCCAGUAGACAGCUGUUGAAAAACUGCUUGUAUUCUGGCAUCUGUAGCCUGGUGGCUGGAUUGUGUGCCAUUAUUGUAUAUGGCUAUGCAGUCAGCGACAUUCAUUAUGUCCCACUUUGUGAUGCAGAGAAUACCACUUUGAAAAGUGACAGUUGUCCACGAGAUGCUUUUGUUGAUUUCUUCAUUGCGAUUGCAACAUUACUCUUUGUUUAUGACAUUGCAGCUCUCCUUCUUCAAUGCUUCCUUUCAUUCUCGGCUAUGAAAGGUCUGAAAAACAAUUGAAAGGAAUAGGCCCAUAUUACAUAGCAUAUUUAAUCAAAUAUACAUAACUCAGUAAUUGUAACAUUUGUCUCUUUUGCUUUUCAUUUCAUACUGUUAUAAUAUACAAAACACUGACCUUUAAAAAGUGAGCAUGGAAUUAUAAACUGUGAUAUGCAAAUAAAAAACAAACAAACUUAUAUACCUUA